GCUGCGCAUGCGCACAGACCUGCAGCUCAGUGCGGCUCAUCAGGCACUUUCAUUCUGGUCCAAGAUGAAUAUCCUCACCGUCCUACCGUCCGACUUCGGAUAUGUCAUAUUUACUUACUUCUACAGCUGGAUUAUGCUCAGUUAUUUGGGCAUCAAGGUUGGGGCUGCCAGGAAGAAGUACGACGUGAAGUAUCCUACGAUGUACAGUGACAAGGAACAGGUCUUCAACUGUAUCCAGAGAGCCCAUCAGAAUACCCUGGAGGUUUACCCUCAGUGGCUCGUCUUCCAAACCAUUGCAGCCCUUGUUUAUCCGUUAUCUGCAUCUGUGCUGGGGUGUAUUUGGGUGACCAGCAAGUUUUCCUACGCCUGGGGCUACUACACAGGAGAUCCAGCGAAGAGGAUGAAGGGGGUUUAUGGCUACAUUGGAUAUUUUGGAGUCAUCUUUCUAUCCAUUUCUGUAGCUUUGCAGCUGCUCGGAGUCUUUUAAGAUGGUUGUCAACUUGUUUGCAAAUUUUCCUGUAGCAUUUUUAGAAAUAAUACUACAGUCUCAAUAUAGUUUAUUAAAUGCCGUUAUGGACCACUCAUAUAAAAAGAAUCAACAGAG
Molecule: messenger RNA, 604 nt
Organism: Cololabis saira (Pacific saury)
Lineage: Eukaryota; Metazoa; Chordata; Actinopteri; Beloniformes; Belonidae
Product: glutathione S-transferase 3, mitochondrial-like
Exons: 1
Coding region: 8-487 (159 amino acids)
Cellular component (GO): endoplasmic reticulum; membrane; nuclear envelope
Molecular function (GO): glutathione peroxidase activity; glutathione transferase activity
Source: RefSeq, a predicted model, not a curated record